Molecule: messenger RNA, 1676 nt
Organism: Magnolia sinica
Lineage: Eukaryota; Viridiplantae; Streptophyta; Magnoliopsida; Magnoliales; Magnoliaceae
Product: cytochrome P450 71A1-like
Exons: 2
Coding region: 25-1533 (502 amino acids)
Molecular function (GO): heme binding; oxidoreductase activity, acting on paired donors, with incorporation or reduction of molecular oxygen; iron ion binding
Source: RefSeq, a predicted model, not a curated record
ACUCAAACCAGCCUCCGUCCGAAAAUGUCUCUCUUCACUUCAUGGCUUCCUGCUCUUCUAAGGAUUCUUUCUCUUCUUGCUCUCUUACUUGUCUUCCCAAAGAGAAAAGUCACAAAGCUUCCACCAGGUCCUCCCCAGCUUCCCAUCAUUGGCAACCUCCACCAGCUCGGCAACUUAUCUCAUCGCUCAUUUUGGCAACUAUCCGAAAAAUACGGCCCGCUCAUGUAUCUAAAACUAGGUAGCGUACCCACCCUAGUUAUUUCCUCAGCCAAACUCGCCAGUGACGUGAUGAAAACACAGGAUCUCGACUUCUGCAAUAGGCCUCUCUUUGUUUCAUAUAAGAAACUCUCUUACAAUUUCUUAGACGUGGCUCGCACGCCCUACGGGGAGUACUAUAGGGACAUGCGGAAAAUUUUCAACAAUGAGCUUCUAAACGUAAAGAGAGUCCAGUCGUUCAGGUUCAUUAGGGAGGCAGAGGUUGCCCGCAUGAUCGCAUCAAUUUCCUGUUCUGCUUCAUCUUCGACACCCGUAAAUCUAACUGAGCUCAUGUUAGCUCUCACGAGCACCAUCAUCAGCAGAGCUGCUUUCGGUAAGAGUUACGAAGGAGGAGAUCAGAAGACCAACUUCCAUGGUAGUUUUGAGGAGACGCAGGCCUUGUUCGCAUCUUUCUUCUACGCCGAUUACAUCCCAUGGUUGGGGUGGAUCGACGUGGUCACCAGACAGCGGGCCCGGUUGGAGAAGUGUUUCCAGGACAUGGAUGUGUUCUAUGAGCAAGUAAUCGACGAGCACCUCAACCCCAAGAGGGUAAAACAGAAUCAAGAGGACCUUGUGGAUGUCUUGAUACGAGUCCAAAAGGAUCUCCAUCUGUCUAGAGACCACAUCAAGGCACUGCUCAUGAAUAUUUUUAUUGCCGGAACAGACACAGGUGCUGCAACAGUGGUGUGGGCCAUGACAGAACUCAUAAGGAAUCCAAGAGUGAUGAAGAAAGUGCGGGGCGAAAUUAGAAGGAUUAUUGGAAACAAAGGUAAAGUACAAGAAGAUGACCUACACCAACUUGACUAUUUCAAGUUAGUGGUGAAGGAGACAUUUAGAAUGCACCCAGCUGCCCCCACUCUUAUUCCACGAGAAACUACUCGGCAAUGUAGGCUUGAUGGAUAUGAUAUUGCCCCGAAAACAUUGGUAUUUAUCAAUGCAUUAGCCAUAGGACACGAACCUGAAUCAUGGAAAAAUUCAAGAGAGUUUUGGCCAGAGAGAUUCAUAGGUAACCCUAUUGAUUACAAAGGACAAGACUUCCAAUUCAUACCGUUCGGGGCAGGAUGGAGGAUCUGCCCGGGGAUGCAUUUUGGAGCUAUGACUGUGGAGAUUUCCCUAGCAAAUCUUCUCUAUUCUUUUAAUUGGGAACUGCCUUCCAGCAUGAACAGGGAAGACAUCAACAUGAGUGAACUACCUGGUAUUACUGUGCAUAAGAAAUUUCCUCUCCUCCUUAUGCCUAUCAAAUACAUGAAUUCAAUGAAUGGGAAAACAAAUGAAUAGAGGAUUUCUUCCUCUAAUAUCUAGUUAUAUGUAUCCUACAAUAAUGUGGAUAACAAUGAAUAGAGGACUUCUUCCUCUGAUAUAUAGUUAUCUCUAUCCUACAAUAAUGGGGAUUUGUUUGUUUGAUAUUGGAUUUAUGCAAA